Cuculus canorus (common cuckoo) is the source of this 1656-nucleotide messenger RNA. It is a transcript of the gene RRP9, whose product is annotated as ribosomal RNA processing 9, U3 small nucleolar RNA binding protein. Lineage: Eukaryota; Metazoa; Chordata; Aves; Cuculiformes; Cuculidae. Gene Ontology annotation, molecular function: protein binding; snoRNA binding. The transcript has 15 exons. The record is from RefSeq and is a predicted model, not a curated record. Gene Ontology annotation, cellular component: small-subunit processome. Bases 1 to 1455 code for a protein of 484 amino acids.
AUGGCGGCGGCGGCGGGGGGCGGCAGGAGGGCCCAGGGCCCGCGGGGGGCGGCGGGGCGGCGGCGGCGGCCGCGGGCGGCAGCGGUCCCGGGCGCCGAGGGGAGGCCGCGGGCGGCAGCCGGCCGGGCCGUCGACGAAGAGGUGUCCAGCGAGUCCGAGACGGAGAGCCCGUUGCUGGGCCGGCGGCGGCGGGAGGCAGCAGAGGAGGAAGAGGUGGACGAGACGCCGCAGGAGAAGAAGCUGCGCCUGGCCAAGCAGUACCUGGAGGAGCUCCGCCAGUACGAGGAGGAGCGGGCGGCAGAUGAGGAAGAGGAGGAGACCCAACUGGUGGAUCUCAUCGGUGACCGGCUGAAGGAGGAUGUGCUCGAGCAGAAAGGCCGGUUGCAGCGCUUCGUUGCCAAAGACGUGCAGCCUCCAGAUCCAGCCAGCAUCCGAGUGCUGCGAGGGCACCAGCUGCCUGUCACCUGCCUUGUCAUCUCUCCGGAUGACAAGUUCAUCUUUUCUGCUUCCAAGGAUGGCUCCCUCAUCAAAUGGGAGGUGGAGAGUGGGAAGAGGCUGUGCAUGGUACCCGGCGGGAAGAAGGGCAGUGAGGAGCGGCACUUGGGGCACGCGUCCCACAUCCUGUGCAUGGCCAUCUCGUCAGACGGCAAGUACCUGGCUACGGGUGACAGGAACAAGCUGAUCAUGAUCUGGGAUGCAGCCACCUGCAAGCGGCUGCACAUCUUCACUGGGCACCGUGACGCUGUCUCGGGCCUGUCCUUCCGGAAGAACACGCACCAGCUGUACAGCGCCUCCCAUGACCGCAGUGUCAAGGUCUGGAAUGUGGCGGAGAACGCAUACAUGGAGACCCUGUUUGGGCACCAAGAUAUCAUCACAGGGCUGGACAGUCUGAGCCGGGACUGCUGCGUGACGGCGGGGGGACGGGACGGCACCGUGCGGCUCUGGAAGAUCCCUGAGGAGUCACAGCUCGUGUUUUGUGGGCACCAGGGCUCCAUUGACUGCAUCCAACUCAUCAAUGAGGAGCACAUGGUGUCGGGGGCCGAUGACGGGUCCAUAGCCCUGUGGGGGCUGACGAAGAAGAAGCCACUGGCUCUGGCCCGGCAGGCGCACGGCAUGCGGGAAGCCCAGGGCCUGCAGGAACCAUACUGGAUCUCAGCUGUGGCUGCGCUGCGCAACAGUGACCUCCUGGCUACAGGCUCUCACAGUGCCAGCGUGAAGCUCUGGAAGUGCGGUGAGGGAUUUCGGAAGCUGGAGCCCCUCUGGGACAUCCCCUUGGUGGGUUUUGUCAACAGCCUCAAGUUCUCAGCAACCGGUGAUUUCCUGGUGGCCGGCGUUGGGCAGGAGCACCGGCUUGGACGGUGGUGGAGACUCAAAGAAGCCAAAAAUUGCAUCUGCAUCAUCCCCCUGAAGCGGAUGGCAGCAGCCCCCAGUCCUGAAGCCUCCGACAGCUCCUAAACCGCUCGCCCUGGAGCUGUGAGAGCCGAGUCAUUAAACCUUGACCCUGGAGCUGAAGCCCCCAUCCUUGGUGCAGCCACAUCCUUGGCUGGCAGGACAUGAGGGGGGUGUUGUGUGCUCCCUUGCCCCUGCUGGCCCCUAUAUAGCGACGUGACUCUGCCCUCUGCGAGGGUUUAUCCCCUUCCUUCAGGUUUGGCUGGA